UUAAAUUCACAAAGAACGCUAAAAUGUCCGCUGAAGCUGAAGCAAUUGUCACGGCCGGUGCUGCCGAUGCAGCGCCAGAGAAAACAGCUAAUGAGCCCGUUGCUGCGGACACCACGCCUGAUAAGCAGCCUUCAGAAAGUGCCCUAAAUCCGGAGCAAAUACGUGCCGAAAAAAUCUUGAAGGGCAAAGAGCUGUUUAGUCAGGGUUCACGUAACUUUCUAGUGAAGAGCUACGACGAGGCAGCCGAUGAGCUGAGUCAAGUGUGCCAGCUAUACGAGGAAGUUUACGGCGAGCUGGCCGAUGAGUUGGGACAGCCACUGCUGCUCUAUGCAAAGGCGUUGAUUGCGAUGGCACUGGAUGAGAACAAAGUGAUCGAUGUGCCCGAUGAGGCGGCUGAUGAUGAUGAGGAUGAGGAUGUGGACGAAGAGGAGGAAGAAGAAGGCGAGGCCAAUGGAGAGAAGCCAGCGGUGGCUAAGGCAAAUGGGGAUGCAAAUGGCAAAAAACUGGACAGCAUUAAGGAAGGUACUGCCGACGAGGCCGAUUCCACAGGCGAUGCCGACCAGGCUAAGUCAGAUGUUGCCGGUGGGUCCAAGCCACCCACGGGAGUCGAUGAAGUAAGCAGCAGCAACAGCAAUUCUGCAGCAUCUAACGCCGAAGAUGAGCGUCCAAGCACCUCCAAUGGUGAAGUGGCUCCAGGUACCAGCAACGGCGCACCAGGUUCCAUGGAUGUGGACCAGGCAGAGGAAGACAACGAGGACGCCGAAGGUGUGAGCGGUAGCUUGCAGUUGGCUUGGGAGAUACUCGAGGCGGCGGCCAAGAUAUUCUCGCGACAGGGUCUCAGCGGCUUGCCUUACCUGGCUGACGUGCAAACCGAACUGGCCAAUAUUGAAUUUGAGAAUGGAAUUCUGGAUGCUGCUCGUGAUGAUUACGAUAAAGCGCUGAAGAUACAUGCAGAGCUGCCUAACAGGAAUCGUCGUGCACUGGCCGAGCUGCACUACAAGAUCGGACUAACUCAUCUCAUGCAGCAGCAGAACAAGGAGGGCGCCGGUGCCUUGCGCAAUUCCAGCGUGCUUAUCGAGGAGGAAAUUGCCGAAAUCAAGAAAAAGGAGAAUCCAACCGAGCGUGAUAAGAACAACAUGCUGGACUUGGAAGAGACUAGACAGGAGAUUCUGGUCAAGAUUCAGGAGAUCGAAGAAACACAGGCGCAGACCAUUGCGGAGGUGCGCGCCGCCUUGGACAGCUACAUCAAGCCAAUGAGCAGCAGCAGCAACGCGGGUGGAGACUCAGCUGCCUCAUCAUCGACAGCAGCCGCAGCAGGUGGUAGCGGCGCCGCUGCCAAUGGAGCUCCAUCAAGUUCCUCUUCGGCUGCAACAUCGGCUGCCUCGUCGUCGGCCAUCAGCAGCAGCUCGGCCAAGCCCACAGAUAUCACGCAUCUGAUCAAACGCAAGAAGCCCGAGGAACCCAGCUCGGAGGCCGAAGCUCUCUGUUCACCGGCCAAGCGUGCUGCUGUUUAGACAUCGCUCUAAGACUGCACAUUCCAGCUGUAGACACACUCAAACACACACACACACACACACAAGCUUAUCCUAUCCCAAGCCUAGUUCUAUUUAAGAAUAUGCUAUUUGUUUUUGAUGUUCACAACAACCAUUUUCUAUAAGUCUGUAAGAUUACAAUCACAACUAGUGCUAAGUGCGUACAUAAAAUAAUGUUUUUAUACUAUUUAAAAGAAACAAAAUGAUUGAGAGCAAAAC
This is a messenger RNA of Drosophila navojoa, 1751 nucleotides long. It is a transcript of the gene Nasp, whose product is annotated as Nuclear autoantigenic sperm protein. NCBI's taxonomy places the organism in Eukaryota, Metazoa, Arthropoda, Insecta, Diptera, Drosophilidae. The record is from RefSeq and is a predicted model, not a curated record. Gene Ontology annotation, biological process: DNA replication-dependent chromatin assembly; CENP-A containing chromatin assembly. Gene Ontology annotation, molecular function: histone binding. Gene Ontology annotation, cellular component: nucleoplasm.